Messenger RNA from Botrytis byssoidea, 180 nucleotides. RefSeq lists its product as uncharacterized. The transcript has a single exon. Lineage: Eukaryota; Fungi; Ascomycota; Leotiomycetes; Helotiales; Sclerotiniaceae. Bases 1 to 180 code for a protein of 59 amino acids. The record is from RefSeq and is a predicted model, not a curated record.
AUGCCAUCCUUCACUGAAACCCCCUCAACCACAGCCAAUGCGGCCCCAAACACCACUACGGUCGACACCUCAAAUCAAUCUACCGAGACAGUACAGAAGACCGAGGCUCAACUAGAGGCGGACAGACUGUACGAGGAAAGAAUUGAGGAGGAGUAUGCUAAGAGAGAAGGCGGUGCUUAG